CGGGAAGCAUUCUCUUCUGAAACUGGUUCUUGCCUGAAUCACAGUUUCUUCGUCAAUAUGAAGCAAAAGAUAUCGAUGAAGGUGCAAAUGUACUGCCAGAAAUGCCGAGCAAAAGCCCUCACGGUUGCUGCUGGAACGAAUGGAGUGGAUUUUGUGGGGCUGGAGGGGGAAGAGAGAGACAAGGUUGUGGUGGUUGGGAAUGGAGUGGAUGUGGCCAAGUUGGCGAGCUGUAUGAGGAAGAAAGUUGGUCACACUGUUCUCAUUAGUGUUUCCGAGGUCAAAUAAUCGCACAAACAUUAUAUAUAAUAUAUAUAUAUAUAUAUAUGCUUCUGAAGAUGGUGAGAGAGAUGAAGAGGCCGGGUCAGUUCAACCCCAACUUAUCCAUCCUUUCGUCUUUGAGAUAUAUGUUCAAAUUUUCAUUAAUAUAAUAAUAGAUUAGUUCAGCUAUAUGACCCUUGCAAUCAAUUAAUAUCAUAUAUACAUUAUAACCCAACAAGCAUGGGUGAUUUUAAUGUAUUAGAUUUGGAGGAGGAAUGCAUACCUAUAAUGCAUGCCAAGUGAUAUGUUGAAUGCAGGAAUUUAAUCAUAGGGUUGG
Messenger RNA from Prosopis cineraria, 595 nucleotides. Its product is annotated as heavy metal-associated isoprenylated plant protein 47-like. The transcript is spliced from 3 exons. Lineage: Eukaryota; Viridiplantae; Streptophyta; Magnoliopsida; Fabales; Fabaceae. Gene Ontology annotation, molecular function: metal ion binding. The record is from RefSeq and is a predicted model, not a curated record. Bases 58 to 285 code for a protein of 75 amino acids.